Molecule: messenger RNA, 4364 nt
Organism: Patella vulgata (common limpet)
Lineage: Eukaryota; Metazoa; Mollusca; Gastropoda; Patellidae
Product: myotubularin-related protein 10
Exons: 15
Coding region: 219-2432 (737 amino acids)
Source: RefSeq, a predicted model, not a curated record
UUCCUACCCCAUUCGGCAAACCGCGGCAUAUUCUACGAUGUAAGGUACCAAAAACCGAAGUUUGCCGACUUGUUCCUGCGCACACACCCGUCUGGUUAACGAAGUCGAAUGUUUGUGAGUUAUUUCCCCUUUGUAAUCUCGGCUGGAUAUUAUUGACGAAAUGUCGAAUGUUGGAGAUAUUUGUGGUUAAAUUAAUGGAAUUAAGUUACUGACUGACAAUGUCCAGGCGGUUCAAAUCCUAUUUAUACCGCUCUGACGUGGAGAUGAAAGAAAAGGGCAAGGCGACAUUUCAGUCAUAUGUUGACAAGUCCGAGGAGACUUUGAUAGAUGAAGACAGUGUCAGUAAUGAAGAAGUUGAACAAAAUGCAUCCAAGUUUUUUGAUAAGGAGUUAGAACCUAAUUUGUUACCAGGAGAGAAGAUAAUUAGCUUUGCUAAAUCUGUUUUGAAAUUUGACCCUUUUAUGAAUAAAAAACAAGGAACCUCCGGCCAUCUUUUUGUGACUAAUUUUAAAGUUUCUUUUGUGACCGCCGAUAAAUCAUCUUAUGAGGAAGUGCCUUCUAAAUCAGCAAUAAAACGUCAAAGAAAUAAGUUAAUAGAUGAACAUGAUAUACCUCUAACUAAUAUCAGUAAUAUCUAUCAGUGUAUGUCUGGUUCUAAAAAGAAAAAAAUGACAUCUGGGAAUAUUGUAUCUGGUCAGACAAAAUAUCUAGAACUUUAUUGUAAGGAUUUUCAGAUUCACACUUUUGGAUUUAAAUUUACAAAUAAAGAAGAAGGAAAAGCAAUAGUGAAUGCUAUUGUACAUCACACAUUUCCUACUCGAGCAGACUUACUAUUCGCCUAUGACUUUGGAGAUUGCUUUCAAGAACAAGGUGGUAGUGAAGAUACAUUUCCAGAAUAUAAUUGUUACAAAGACUGGGAAAAUGAAAUGAUUCGACAGAGCUGUAAAGGAUGGAGAGUCACUGAUGUUAAUAAAAAUUAUAAUCUAAGUACAAGUUUACCAGAGUAUUUUGUUGUACCAGGACAGUUAUUAAAUAGUGAUCUAUUACAAGCAGCUGGUCAGUUUCCUAGUGGACGCUUACUGGUGUGGUCUUGCUCUUUACCCGAUGGUAUUAGUUUAUCAAGAAUAUCACAAGUACAACAAGAAUCAGAAUUUAAAAUAUUCGAAGUAAAAAUGUUAAGUGCAAUAAAACAGACUUGUGGCAACUCAAUAGAACCAGAAGUUAUAGAUCUAACUAAAUGUUGCCCUACAAUAAAAGAAAUUCAACAAAGUUAUGAAAAGUUAAGAGAACUCUGCAUGACAGUAUCUAUAAAAGAAUUUGUUACCAAUGAUUUAUCAUGGUAUAGUAAUUUAGACAGUACUCAAUGGUUACAGUCAAUAUGUAAAUGUCUACAGACAACAGAUGAUGUCAAGAAAUUAAUGGUAAAUGGCAAAAAAGAUGUAGUUUUAAAGGAAGAACAAAGUUAUGAUAUAUCUUGUAUUAUAUGUAGUCUAGUACAGAUUUGUCUGGAUCCAUAUUAUAGAACAAUAACAGGUUUUCAACAACUUAUACAACGAGAAUGGAUAGCAUUAGGUCAUCCCUUUCAGAAACGACACAAUCUGAUUGCUGCAACAGAAGCAGAGCAGUCUCCGGUGUUUUUAAUGUUUUUAGAUUGUGUCUGGCAGUUAAUGGAACAAUUUCCAUCUUGCUUUGCUUUCACAGAAACAUACUUAACCACAUUAUGGGACAGUGUUCAUCUUGGUAUCUUCAAAACAUUCCUCUUUGAUAGUUGUCACGAACAGAAGAAGUUUCUUAAAGAAGGCAGAAAAUUGAAACAAGUCAAUUUACCGUCCGUUUGGAAGUGGAAUAUGCAGUUCAGUGAUGAUGACCUCUUAUUGUUCAACAACCCUCUAUACAAUAUUAAAAACUUGAAAAUAGCACAGGAAAUAAAAAAUGGAACCCGAAAGGAAACAGCUCUUGUGCUUCGAGAUAAAUUGUAUGCUAAGAAACUAACUGAAUUAUAUAGAGAUGAUGAUAAACAGUUGUUUUAUGUUAAUGUUGAAGUAUUACAUCCAUCUUACACAUCUGCAGUUAUUAAAUUAUGGAAACAAUGUUAUCUACGCUGGAAUUCCCCAGCCGAAAUAAUAGGGGGAGGUAAUCCUUCCCAGUACCUUCAGCAAUGUCUUUUAGUAGAAGAAAUAAUUGACCUUCAUCAUACAAUGUUAAAAUUGCAGAAAAAACAGUCUCAAAAACGACCCAAAAGUGAACUAAUAUUUCGAAACGAUGGACUCAAAUCACCCACGUUCUUAGAUUCAACAUAUUUAACAUCAUCUUUCCCCUUCACGCCCAAUCCCACCAAUCAGGGUCAGAUGAAUUCAUUUGUGUAUAUGCCUCUGUCUAGUUAUUUACAGCAUAGUAUGAUAGACUAUGAUUAUACAGAUGCUGUAGAGUAAAUGAACCACACGAAAUGUCUCAAUUUGAUGUCAUAUGCACACCCUCUUAUAUUGAUAAAUACAAAUGACUGCAUCCCAUGAUCAUGUAUUUAGAAUGAGAGAAUAAAUGUCGAUGUGUGAUGGGGGUUAUGAACACACAUCUGGCAGAUAAGUGCAUUGGAAGUAUACAAUCAUAUAUUACAACACCAUUUUUUAUCAAAAUCUUUUUUUUUAUAAGACAUUUAUAUCCAGGUUUUUAAUAGCUUGUUACCUCAUAAUUUUAAUUAAGCAUAAUUAGAAAUGAUUCAAUUGAUAUUUUGAUUAUAUUGUUUAGUUGAUGUUUUAAUUACAAGUGAUUCAGAUAUUUUAGUUAUCUAUCAAUCAUUUUCCUACAGUGCAAUUUAAUUAAAUAAUCAUUGAACUGUUCAUAUUAUUUUGAUUUUAUCCUCGUAAUGACCAGACCACUUUAAUUUGGGUUAAACCUAGAUUUUUGAUUUCAUUGGGUUUUGUAUACAUACAUAGAUAAAUCCAGUGUUAAGAUAUAACUGAUUUUGUGUUCCACUGUUGUUAAUACACAAGCCAUCUGCUCAAUCUUCCAUUUCAAAAAUUUAAUCAUAUACAGCUUGUCUCAGCAUUAAUCGAAAUAACACAUCAGAUCAACUGUAUUUGAACCAAAUCCUGUUUUAUAUAAUAUCAAAUUAGUUUCAUAAUAUACCAGGGUUGUUUAAUUUGUGUCAAAAAACUAAUUUAUUGCGACAUAUACCCGUAAUAUGGAUGUAAUUCUUCACAAGAUGAAUAUUAAGAUACAUAUAAACUGUUGAGACUGUCACACAAUAAAACAGUUUAUAUUGUAAAUAAGUGAACUGAUCUCUUCAUUGACGUAGAUCAUAAUAAAAUCAAUGGAUUUUGGAUUAUUGAGAGAAUGUAAAUUUAUAUAUAUUUAUCGUAUACUGGUUAUAUUAUUGUUGAGUAUUUAUUGGAGAUAGUUCUGUAUAUUUUGGGAACCACUAAUACUAAUUUAUAGAUGUACUAAUCCAUUCCCAUCUUUAGUAUUCCUCUUCCACUUUUAAUACCAUUAUAUUGGUAUAUAGCCUUGAAAAAUUGUGUUUUAUGUGUAUGGAAUGUUUACUCACAUGAUUGAAAAUUUGAAAUAAUCAGGAGUUCAUCAAGAUUUUCACAAUAACUGCCCCAGUCUUUAUAGAAAUAAUAAUCUAUCCAUUCUCUGAACUCUAUCCUGUUUCUUGAGAUUAAUAAUUACAUGCACAUCAUCUAUUACAAACUGAAAACCUGUAUUAAGCAGUAUAUUUCAUGCUCAUAAUGAAUAAAAUCUGGAUUUCUCUGAUGACAGCUUAUACUGAUGGAAGGUCACUUGUUAUGAGCAUGUGAAGAUAUAGGUGAUUGUGUAGUGUAGUAGCUCUUCACAUAUUGCUAGGUCAUAAGAUAUUUUGUUUUCACCAAUAAGUAUACUUUUCGCAAGUAAUUUGGAUUUAUUCAUGAAACAAAGAAUGUGUAAAUAGGUUGAACAUCGAAGGAGUAUAUCUUGAAAUAAAUGCAUAGACAUGGAUUUAAGAAAUGAAAUGGGGUUAACGUCCUACUUUUCUGCACAGGCUGGGCUAAUGAAGACUUCAUUUAUAUAAUUUAAAUCCAAUUUUACAGUAUUUAAUUUUGACAAAUUCCUAAAUUUGGUAAUAGAAUUGUAUAUUAAAUUAUGUAAACAUUUAUAUUCAGUAUUUAUACUAGCAUAAAAAUAAAAUAAGUAUUCUUUUGAGAUACUAGAAAAAUCUGUGAUACCAGAAUACAUGUUGAUUACAAUUAAAUUGUAUAUUUAUAAACUACAAAAAGAGAAUUAAAUAAGUUUAAAAUACACAUGUAACUUAUCUAAAGUAUUUUAGUCUCCAAGAAAGGUCAUAAUUUAUGUCAAAUAAAUUCUAUCUCUAGAUUUGUUAAGAAUUA